Molecule: messenger RNA, 2451 nt
Organism: Pecten maximus
Lineage: Eukaryota; Metazoa; Mollusca; Bivalvia; Pectinida; Pectinidae
Product: excitatory amino acid transporter 1-like
Exons: 5
Coding region: 169-1038 (289 amino acids)
Biological process (GO): L-glutamate transmembrane transport
Cellular component (GO): plasma membrane
Molecular function (GO): neutral L-amino acid transmembrane transporter activity; glutamate:sodium symporter activity; L-glutamate transmembrane transporter activity
Source: RefSeq, a predicted model, not a curated record
UAUACUUUAAGUAUGAUUAUGUAUUAAUACCAAUCCUGGAUAUACUUCAGAAAAGCAAUAUGAAGGUAUCCCAGCAUUAUAUUUUACUCACGAUUCUGUGUCAAUUUCCUGUUAGGUAGGAAUGUGACGAUAAACAUCCCUAGUCUGAUAUCUGUUCCUGGGACGAACAUGCUUGGCCUGAUCGUUUUUUCCGUACUUGUCGGAUGCAUCCUGUCCAGUAUGGAAGACAGGGCCAAACCAAUGAUUAACCUAUUCCGGUGUAUGUAUGAGGUUGUGAUGCGACUAAUUGGGAUAUUUAUUUGGUUUACCCCCAUCGGUUUGCUGUUCCUCAUAGCAGCGUCUGUUGUUCAGACUGAGCGGCCCGUCGUCGUCCUUCAGGAACUGGCCAUCUUUUUCCCUACUGCAGUGUUGUGUUUACUCCUGCAUUCAUUUGGAUCACUGUCGUUACUUUACUUAUUCGUGACGAAAAAGAAUCCAUACAAAUUCCUUCUGAACAUGUCUAAAGCUUUGCUGACAGCAUUCGGAACAGCAUCGAGCGCGGCUACGCUACCCGUAACCAUGGACUGUUUAGUCAACAAAAACCACGUGGACGGUCGAGUUGUGAAUUUCAUUACGCCAAUAGGGGCUAUCAUCAAUAUGGACGGGACAGCACUAUAUGUAUCUAUGGUGACAAUCUUUAUAUCACAGAGGCUCGGAGUGACAUUAGAUUUCGGGAGUUACAUAAUAACUGGUCUCUCAGCGUUUGGGAUCUCAGUAGGAUCUGCAGGUGUACCCAAUAUGGGUAUAAUGACCAUGGCGAUCGCAGCUAUGGCAGUUGGUCUACCGGUAGAUCAAGUACUUCUGGUGGCCCCCGUGGAUUGGAUAGUUGAGCGGUUUCGAACUAUUGUAAAUAUAAAUGGUGACUCCAUAGGAGCCGGGAUUGUCCACCAUUUGUCUUCAAAGGUUUUGGUAAACACCGAAAAAGACAACACUCAAGAUACUGAUGUUGAUACAAGAGAGACAUGCAGUAACCUUAACGAAACGGAAAGUCUCGUUUGACGAUGUUUUAUAUCAUCGCUGCAUACUCAAGCUGGCAGCUUCGUUUAUCAGUUCUGAUUCAUCAGUUCAUAUAUGAAUUGAAUGUGGAACUUUCCAGGACUAGUAUGAAUGUUAUAGAAAUUACAUACAAUAAAGAUCAUAUGAAAAAUUGAAUAGUACAAAAGAACAACAAUGAAGAAGCAUCUGAUACUUGUGUCAAAAGCAUCAAUAUAUCAUCAACGUAUAUAUAAAUUAUAUAUAAACAUUUAAACAAUUGAUAACGCUUUAUUAAUUUUAUCCUCAGUUUUGUUUAAGUUUUUCUCUUCACUUUCCAUGCCAUCACAGCGAGAAAAAGAUGACUUUUAGUACCCACACCAAUUGUAUCACCGCAUUGACUGCUAUCAGAAAUCAGAAAGAAUUUUUCUGUAGCAUGAAUACGCAAUGUCAUUGAACAAUUUCUUGGUUUAUCGGGGGAAAAUCCAAAAAAAGUUAGGUUUUGUUUUAUUGUCCGACCAAUAGAUAUGAUCAUUUAAGAUUCAAUACCUUGCCUUUGUUCUAAAUGAACAGAUGUCGAUGGAAUUAUAUUUUAAGAUGUAACGUUCACGGACUGUGUUUAGCAGUAAAAACAGGGAUGGAUAGUAUUGCAACAGCAAUACAAAGUCCCCUGCCUGACCUAGGAGUGCACCUAUUUAUUUCCCAUUUUUUAAACUACGUGUUAUACUGAUCAUGUAUACCAAGUUACUUUAAAAUCGGAGUACUUUAGGACAAUCUAAAUAAAACUAGAGCUGUCACCUAGGGGGUGACAAGUAUACCCCCCGCUUUUCCAUGAUUGGUUUGGAUACGUUGUAAAUCUGCCUAUUUAUGGUACUAUAACCAAUUCAAACAUGUUCUAUGUUUAGGUAAGAACUAAGUGAAUGCAUAGCCGAACAAAAUUUUGCUCGUUUUAAAAGAAAGGGGGGCAUAACUCUAUUAGAACUGAUAAUUCGGUAAAAUCUUUGCAUAGAGCUAAGCCUCAAAGGGUCCUCUAACUACAUACCAAAUUUUAGUAAAAUCAAUUGAAUACAAAGCAAAUGCAUAGCCGGACAAGCUAGUAACCAUUCUUUACAUAAAGGGGCAUACCUCUGUUAAAAGUUUUUUUUUUCGGAAGAAGCCGUUACUGGAGACACAACUUAAUGCCAUCCUUCAAUGCUGUAUAAAGUUUCAAGAAAAACCAUCAAAUACUAAGUGAAUGCAUCAAUCGCAAAAUCACUGCAGGGGACACAAGUUCAUAUGGUCUUCUAACUAUAUACCAAAUUUGAGUGAAAUCCAUAAAGAAAUGAGCGAAUGCAUAGCCGGACAAGUUUUGUCACAGACGGACGGACAAAGUGAUUCCAGUAUCCCCCCCCCCCCCCCCUAAUUAUCCACUCCGUAAACUCCGUAUGAACAGUUCAUACG